UGUUAAAUGUCAGAUUGCAAUAAACUAGAAGCUGUUGGUCGGGCCCGCGGAAAUGGGCGAGCAUAAUCUUCUUAAUCCAGGGUUUGUGGGACCUUUGGUAAACAUCCACACUGGAGACACAUUUUACUUUCCGAAUUUUAGAGCCUCAGGGGGACAACUGGCGGGGCUACCGUCGCUCUCCUACCCGAGAAGGGACAAUGUUUGCUCCCUCCCGUGGAAUCCUUCGGAGCCGUGCAAUGGAUACUCUCAAUCCUACUUUAGCAGCCCCGUGUCUAUUAACCCUUCUUUCAAUCGGUCGUGUGAAAUUAGCAGACCAGAAGAGGGCAAAUGUUAUUAUAACAACGGCAACGGGAACAGGGAGACCUGUUCAGGUGGCAGCAGCCUCAAACGAGAGGAUAGGGCGAGAGACACAUCAUCAUUAACAUCUGACCACGGGAUGCACAGUGGAAUAGGCAGCACAGCCGCCUUCUCCAAAUAUGAUUAUGGGACCGAGCAGCUAACGCAAGAUCCGCCAUCCUGUCAGUCAAUGGAGUCCGACUCCAGCUCCUCUCUGCUCAACGAGGGCAGCAAGCCUCCAUCCAGCGACACACAGACCCUGGUGUCACCGGGAAGCCAUUCAAGCAACAUAGCCGCAAGCGGAGGUGCUCCGUGGUACCCGAUGCACACUCGGACCAGAAAGAAGCGUAAACCGUAUUCCAAACUUCAGCUGGCUGAGCUAGAAGGUGAAUUCAUGCUGAAUGAGUUCAUCACCAGGCAGCGGCGGAGGGAGCUCUCCGACCGGCUGAACCUCAGCGACCAACAAGUGAAGAUCUGGUUCCAGAACCGCAGGAUGAAGAAGAAGAGACUCAUGCUGAGGGAGCAAGCCUUGGCCUACUUUUAGAGAUGCGGCAGAAGGUGAAUCGAUAGGCAGUAAAAAGCCAAGCCUUCUACGCUCCCUUAGGUCUUAUUUCAAUGCAUGCACUCAUCUAUCCAUCUUUUACA
Messenger RNA from Epinephelus fuscoguttatus (brown-marbled grouper), 981 nucleotides. RefSeq names its product homeobox C12a (gene hoxc12a). Gene Ontology annotation, biological process: regulation of DNA-templated transcription. The coding region runs from base 53 to 880 and encodes 275 amino acids. The record is from RefSeq and is a predicted model, not a curated record. NCBI's taxonomy places the organism in Eukaryota, Metazoa, Chordata, Actinopteri, Perciformes, Serranidae. Gene Ontology annotation, molecular function: DNA-binding transcription factor activity, RNA polymerase II-specific; sequence-specific double-stranded DNA binding. The transcript is spliced from 2 exons.